CCUCCGCUCUCAGUCUGAGAGGGGCAGCACUGAAGCAAUAAGCCGGUCACAGCUCCCGCAGUCCCCCCGCUUUAGCUUCAGAAAUGAACAACAACUUAGUCGGAGAUGAAGUCGGGAAACUUUUUGUGGGUGGAUUGGACUGGAGUACCACACAAGAGACACUGAGAAACUACUUCUCACAGUAUGGGGAAGUAGUAGAUUGUGUCAUCAUGAAGGACAAAACUACAAAUCAGUCGCGAGGCUUCGGCUUUGUUAAGUUCAAAGACCCCAAUUGUGUACGGACAGUGCUGGAGACAAAGCCACAUAAUCUCGAUGGAAGAAAUAUUGACCCGAAGCCAUGUACUCCCAGAGGAAUGCAGCCUGAAAAGUCUCGAACCAAGGAGGGCUGGAAGGGCAGCAAAGCUGAUAGCAAUAAAUCAAAGAAGAUAUUUGUAGGUGGAAUCCCCCAUAACUGCGGCGAGCCUGAACUCAGGGACUAUUUCAAUAGAUUCGGAGUGGUCACAGAGGUGGUAAUGAUCUAUGAUGCGGAGAAGCAGAGGCCCCGAGGUUUUGGAUUUAUUACUUUCGAGGCCGAACAAUCAGUGGACCAGGCUGUCAACAUGCAUUUUCACGACAUCAUGGGCAAAAAAGUGGAAGUAAAGAAGGCCGAACCUCGUGACAGCAAAGCUCCUGGCCAGCUCGGCCCUGGCCAGUGGGCGCCCAGGGGCAUCUUGAGUGCAGCUAAUGGUUGGACAGCACAGCCUGCCCAGGGCUGGCAACAGCCUUAUGGGCCACAGGGAGUGUGGGUGUCAACUACCGGCCAGCCCAUAGGCGGGUAUGGACCUCCGUUGCCAACAGGCCGGGGAACCCCCGCCCAGCCUCCGUCGCCUUUCAACGCAUUCCUGGUCACGACCCCGGCGGGUGGCUUUGCUGCACCUCAGGGCUACCCUCAGCAGGGCUACAGCACCGCACCUCAGUUUGGUUACAGUUUCGGCACACCACAAGCAGACCAGUAUGCUCCACAGGUUCCUCCUCCACCCACGACUCCAGGAACUGCACCGCUGGGCUUUGCACCAGCCACCACACCGACUCAGGAUUUGAGCAAAGCUCCCACCGGGCAGCCCGACUUCACUUAUAGCCAGUAUGGCUUGGGUAACUACCCUCAGGACCCCUCUGCCUACGGACCAACGCGUCCUUCUCACAGUUAUGGUCAGGAUGAGCAGGGAGGAUAUAGUUCAGGGUACGGUCAGGACCUGACAGCCUUCGGCCACAGCUUCGCAGACCCCAGCCAGCCGACAGCCUCGUACGGUGCCCCGACAGCACAGCCCACCGCUGCUCCCCAGCCCGCCGCCAGCGCAUUCGGCAGAGGGCAGAACCACAACGUACAGGGCUUCCACCCGUAUCGACGCUGACCACCACCACCAUCACCCCUUCCCAGGCAGGACCGCUGUGUAAAGUUCAAAAAUAAACAAAAAAUAAGAAGUCAGGGAAAUCUGUGUUCUUGCUAAAACGCAAAACUGGAGUUCUGGAUGUUCUUUAGGAAUGUUGAAUGCACACAGUUUGUGAAACAGGGAUUCCAGUAAAUUUAAAAGGGUAUUUUUUGUCUUUUUUUAAAAUUAUUUUAUUUUAUUUUUUCGUUUUGCAUAAAUUAAAAAACAUUCAGCAGAAAGAAGCUUUUAUUCCCCACCCCCAACCCAUGUUUUAUAGUAGAAAUAAACUACUUUGCAAUAAUUUUGUCUGGUCAAACACUAGCACAGAGACUAUAUGUAAAGAGACUUGCCUAUGAAUAUGUAUAUUUAUGGUGGACACAAAUGAAAACAGGGUCUCAAGUUUCCUCAGCUUUAAAUUAUAGGGAAAAUGUUUUUAUUUUUCAUUUGGUGAAUUUUGUUUACUUUCUGAGCCUUUAAAGUUUGUUUAAAAUGGAGAUUAUGAAUAUAUAUAUUAUACACAAACUGUGCAAUUUUUUAAAAAGGAAAAAAAAUUUUGUACUAUAAAUGUACACUUUGCUUGUUUUUUUAUUUAAAGAUGUAGACUUCCCUCAGGUGGCUGUUUUGGGUGCAUUUUUGCACUUAUGCAAAAAGUAAAGAUGAAAAAUUAUUACAAAAAUAAACGUUUUA
This is a messenger RNA of Pelmatolapia mariae (spotted tilapia), 2096 nucleotides long. RefSeq names its product DAZ associated protein 1 (gene dazap1). Lineage: Eukaryota; Metazoa; Chordata; Actinopteri; Cichliformes; Cichlidae. Gene Ontology annotation, molecular function: mRNA binding. The record is from RefSeq and is a predicted model, not a curated record. The coding region runs from base 84 to 1391 and encodes 435 amino acids. Gene Ontology annotation, cellular component: cytoplasm. The transcript is spliced from 13 exons. Gene Ontology annotation, biological process: regulation of translation; central nervous system development.